This is a messenger RNA of Suillus subalutaceus, 2091 nucleotides long. RefSeq lists its product as uncharacterized. Lineage: Eukaryota; Fungi; Basidiomycota; Agaricomycetes; Boletales; Suillaceae. The transcript is spliced from 4 exons. The coding region runs from base 208 to 2091 and encodes 627 amino acids. The record is from RefSeq and is a predicted model, not a curated record.
GGUGCGAGCCGAGCCGCUAAAGGACGUCACCGUCUUCCUAAAUGCAUUCCUGGUCCUACUUAAUAUUAAAUAAUUCUUGCACGAUUCUCCAUUCACGCACUUCCACUGAUAUUAUGGCACGCAAGGCCAAGAAUGGCUCCGGUGGACAGAAAGUAGUGGUCUCUUCUUUCCCAAAACACUGGUGGAGUUGGUGGUUCGGGAGGCACGAUGAAUUCUCCGCAACUGAUGGUGGACUCGGAUGGAUCAGAUGAGAGUGAUGCUGCAAAGAAGCAGCAACGCGUCCGAGCUCCAGGCAAAAGGAAAAUACACGAAGAUCUUGAUCCCAAAGACAACCUGUCCCAGCUAGCAUGUACUCGCCCCUCAAACAUGCCGUCUCAUCUUUCGUUAGGCGCGCCGGUCACACACAGGACUGCCAAGGAUCUCACUCCCACAUUCCUGAGGGAUGCCAAGUUGGAGGUUAGCAAGCCCGGCUUCAUUCGGUGGUUCAUCGCUACAUGCCCUCGUGAAUGCAGCGCGUGUGCAAGAAAGGUGGUGGCUUGUGGGCACCCGCCUGUGGCAGACGUCACCCAGCGCAACUUUAAAUGUAGAGCUUGCCGCAAUGAACGUGGUGGAAUAUGUAGCUGGCUCCAAGAUCUCUUAGAGGUAUACAUACGUGAGGCAUACCAGCUAGAUGUUGGAGAGGCGCGUGUAUUGGCAUCCUCAAAGUCAAACGAUCCACAAGGUACUUUAAGCAGCUACUACCAAACUUGGCUUGCAGAACCUACUGGACGCUGCUCUGACGAUGAGUCACGAGAGCGAUUGAAGACCCGCGUGACAUCCAUUUCCUGGGAUCGCUCACGCAAGAGGAAGAUGGAUAGCAGGGUUAGCUCCGCACAGUAUGACCUCCUGCACCAGGCACCUGCACAACGCCCCUCGCCGCAAUUGCCUUUGCCUGAGUCACAGCCUAAGCCACAGAAACGUGUCAAGCUGAUAGUGCACCCUCCACGGGAAACAGCUACCUCCGGUUCAGGCGUCCUCACCACCACCAUCCCCGGCCAAGGGUCCCUCGACACCUGCACCUGUCAAAAUUUCAGACUCUUUGCAGGGCACCCUCCACCCCUUUCAGCUUCACCGCCCAUUUCUUCAGGCCUACGUCAGCCCCUAAGCCUUGCAGUCACCCCUACUCUAGUGCCUGCAAAUUUUUCCCCACCUACAACUGCACUCGCAGCUAUCACCACAUUGGAGAUUCACAGUAAUGCCCCACAAUAUCAUAGCCCUGCUCAGGCAGACGACCGGCAUGCCACAUCCCAACACCACCCAGGUGAUAAUCUCCCAAACACCGCCCCCAACAACUUUAACGCAGGCACCAAUGAGGCAUUCGCCGGUGCAGAUCCCCGUCCCCCCUCCUGCAAUAUUGUCAGACUCAAGUCCGAUAUGGCUACCUUGUCAGAUGGGCUAGCAAAGCUUGCCGUGGAGGAUCUAUCCUUGCAGGCAGAUUUCUCCAAUCGUCAGGAGGCCGAAUCGUACCUGUUGAAAAUGUUGCGGGGCUCGCUGCAGGUGUGCGACUUCCUCAGAAAAAUUGUGGACCAACAAGAUUCUAGACAUGUUGCAGUCACCAGAAGCCUGGAGGAUAGGAUCUGCUCGCUGGCACUGGAAAAUGGGCAGCUGAAAAAGGGGGUUGCCGCCCAAUGUUUGGAACAAAAGAUCUGCCUAUUAGAGGUAGAGAAUGACCAACUGCGAGGCAGGCUCGUCCGCCAAGAUCAGGAGCUAGAGGAUGGGAGGCUGCAGGGGAGGACCGUCAAGGGCCUAGAACCAAAGAUCCGCCAGCUAGAGGCAGAGACAGAUCAAUUACGAGAGAAGAUUGACCAUCAAGAGCAAGUAAUUGCGACCAUGAGCGCUCGCACACAACUCGCAGACUGUGUGCUACGGCUAACCUCGCAGCAAGAUCUACCUGCUCCUGCCGACACCCAGGCGGACACCAACUUGAGGGGCUUGGUCUCCAUGAUCCAUGCGCGGCUGGACGGUAUUCAACCUACCCCUGCGAGACAGCGACUCAGGGGUUUGGGUAAAGGUGACGGCGAGUCGGAUUCUAAGGGAAUAGGGCAGUCAUAA